AAAGUUAAGUUGCCAACAAUUCCAUUAAAAGAAGAGAUUAACAAGGGCACAAUAAGCUUUACCGCGCGUUAAACUCAAUUUAAAUUCCCUCUACCUCUGUAAAUCCUCUCUCUCUCUCUCUCCCUCUCUGCGACCCCGAAUCUCAGAUCCGAAUCACCAUUUUGAAUUUCUUAACCCGCCAAGUGAAUGUCUCUCUCUCUCCUCUCUCUCUCUCACUAGAUUUUAGGUUUUGGUUCAGAUCAAUCUUCGAAGCUGGUUGAAGAAUGUCGUCGCUAAUCCCUCGUGAAUCUGAAACCAAAAAUCCAUACAACCGCAAAGAAAAAUCUCUUGGCGUCUUAUGCUCCAAUUUUUUGAAGCUGUAUGAUCGAGACGGCGUCGACUCGAUUGAAUUGGAUGAUGCCUCAAGUCGAUUAGGCGUUGAGCGGAGGCGAAUUUACGAUAUUGUUAACAUACUAGAAAGUGUUGGAGUUUUAUCAAGGAAAGCAAAGAAUCAGUAUUUUUGGAAAGGUUUUGGCGCAAUUCCGCAGGCCUUAUAUGAGAUCAAGGCUGCAAAUGAAAAUGAAGAUGGAGGAGACUCUAAUUCCAAAAUUGAUACGCAAGAAAAAACUCUUGCAUCAUUGAAAGCUGAGAACAGGAAAGAGAAAUCUCUGGGGCUUCUUGCGCGGAAUUUUAUCAGGCUUUUCCUUUGCUCUGAUAUGGAUUUGAUAUCCCUUGAUAACGCAGCGACAGAAUUGCUGGGUGAUAUCCAUGAUCCAACAGCUAUGAGAAAUAAUUCUGCAGCAAAAGCCAGACGCCUGUAUGACAUUGCAAAUGUGUUGGCUUCCAUGAACCUCAUCGAAAAGACCCAUCACCCAAAAAGCGGGAAACCAGCAUAUAAGUGGUUGAAGAUGGAAGCAAGUUUCAAGAAUGCAUCGGCUACUGAUUUGGAUUUGAACGAGUCUAAAAGGAGAGUGUUCGGGAUUGAUAUCACAAAUACUAGUUCAAAGAGAUAUAAGGGGGAUUCUUCAGUUGAUUGGAAUUCAAACCAGAAGGCAAAUUUGCCAAUGCAUAUGAAACAUAACAACUUGAAAGAUGAGUAUGGAAGGGACUCAUUGGAGCAGAAUUUGAAUCACAGCUCCAAGGAUUUUGUUUUUGGCCCUUUUACUCCUGCCAACAUCCAAGUGGAAGAUUCUAGAAACAAGAAUAUAAGGCGGGUUCAAGACUGGGAGAACCUGGCUUCUUCUUAUCGUCCUCAGUAUUGCAACCGAGCAAUUAAAUGACAGAAGAUGGGUUUUGUUAAUGGUGUGGCAGCUCUACAUGACCUUUUUGCUCAUUAUACCGAUGCCUGGAAGUCGUGGCAUGUUGGAGCUACAGGAAAGAAACACAUACAACAGCUCUCCUGAUGCCCUCUCACACUUCAUAGAACAUGCUCAAGAAGGAAAUACCAUUCACCCCCUCUCAGUUCUUUUUUAACUCUCCUUGGCAAUGAAUAUUUGUCUCUUUUUGUUGGAUGUAUUUUCUUGAUGCACCAAUAAAAAGUCAUCAUUCAGUUCUAUGAUAAUGUUUUGGCAUCACAAUGCUGAUUUUUUUUAUAUUUUGUCAUGGUGUUUAGAUUCUA
This is a messenger RNA of Cornus florida, 1597 nucleotides long. Its product is annotated as E2F transcription factor-like E2FE. The transcript is spliced from 10 exons. Gene Ontology annotation, biological process: regulation of transcription by RNA polymerase II. Gene Ontology annotation, molecular function: DNA-binding transcription factor activity, RNA polymerase II-specific; RNA polymerase II cis-regulatory region sequence-specific DNA binding. Bases 264 to 1259 code for a protein of 331 amino acids. NCBI's taxonomy places the organism in Eukaryota, Viridiplantae, Streptophyta, Magnoliopsida, Cornales, Cornaceae. The record is from RefSeq and is a predicted model, not a curated record. Gene Ontology annotation, cellular component: RNA polymerase II transcription regulator complex.